Messenger RNA from Meloidogyne enterolobii, 1002 nucleotides. NCBI's taxonomy places the organism in Eukaryota, Metazoa, Nematoda, Chromadorea, Rhabditida, Meloidogynidae. The record is from the annotation of a GenBank genome assembly.
AUGAGAGAUUUACCAAAUUUUGCUGAACCAAGAAUUUUCUUGCCAAAAAAUUUUUUGUUCUACUUUAAAAUUUUAAGUGAGGAAUUGGAAGAGCAAAAUUCUCCAAAAAAUGAUGAUAAACUGAAGGAAGUUAACAAUAAAAUUGUUGAUACGGAUAAGAAUGAGUUUAAAAUUCAACGCAGAAAUUCAUUAAAAACGCCCUUAAAAGAAGAAAGCAAAGAAAAUGUCCCAUCUUUGAAACGGCGUCUUCCACAAUCUUUGGCAAAGGGAGACGUGACACCAAAAAAGAAUGCUUGCCGUGAAGUUUUGAAUGCAAUUAAUAAGACAAUGGCUUCACCUUGCCAACGUUCCAAACUUCCUCAACAUCCACGUAUUUUAUUGGCUACAUUAAUGCGAUUAAUUUCUUCCGACACUGAAAAGGUUCUUGUAGCGCCAGAUUCUUCACCUUUUCAUACACCUCCGCGAACACCAAAACGAUCAGAAUUUGCAACACCUACUCGAUUGAAUCGAACUCCAAAGCGUUUAUUUUCUACAAAUAAUGGCAAAUCUGUUCAGAAUUCUCAAUUUGAUUCUUCAAGUGUAACACGCGAUCGUCUUUUUCAAGCCUAUUUACUUGUUUGUGAAAAGUUGAUGCUUCAACCAUUAGCUACAGAUGAAUUGGAUAAUGCUUAUGAAGUAUUGGAAUCUCAAGCUAUAAUUUCUUUAAGUAAACCAAUUAAUGGAAAAAAUAAACAACAAAGAGUUUGUUUUAUGGUAUGGAAAUAUAUUUUUAUCAAUUUUUAAAAAUAUUUAUGCUAGCAACCAAAAGUCAGCUUGAUAUAUCCUAGGAAAUCCUCAAAUAUCCGGAUCCGAAAUUGAGCUUUUCUAAAGCAGUAAAAGCUUUUUCUGUGACUGAGGAUUUUGGGAAUAAUUUUUCUGGAGGAAAUGUGAUUGUGGUGGAUUAUAAGAUUUUCUUUUUAGUGCAAUGGAGAAACUCAGGGAAGAUUUCUCCAAGGAGUUCAU